GAAUUAUCAUUUAUCAGGCUGCUAUAACUUCACAAAUCGCAAUUCAUGAACGAAAUACUUGCAUAAAACUGGAUAUUAAAAAAAUCACAUAAAACUUAUUACGGUCAAACGUCAAACGUACAACAAUUUUAUUUUUAUGAUGAUAUGAAAAUAUUCAUUUUAUUGCAAAUGUCGGUAAGGUACGGUGCUUUGGACACGACUUAUAUAUACGACGACGACUCGGAUGAUUACGAAUUUGAGGAGGAAUUAUAUCAACAUGCCAGAACGGUGGAAGAUUCUCAAAAGGUUCACGAGAAGACAUGGUGGGACGUGGCAUUAGAGAGCUUUCUUGUGAUAUACCUUCUUAUUACCGCUGCAAAUAAUGGAAUGAUUAUGGGAUACUCUGCCGUAUUGUUACCACAACUAAAAGCUGUUAAUGGAAGCCUACAAAUCGAUGACGAAAUGGGUUCUUGGAUGGCAAGCAUCAACUCGGCUUCAAUUCCAAUAGGGGCACUUUUCAGCGGAAUUUUAAUGAACUAUUUCGGCCGUAAAGGAGCGUUGCUGAUUUACGUUGGUACAGUUACUGUCGGGUGGGUUUUUAUAUUGAUCGCGGAGAGCCACACGCUCGUUCUGAUUGGUAGAUUUUUUGGCGGAAUUGCUACGUCACUGGGCAUGGUUCCUGGGCAGGUGUACAUUGCGGAGAUUUCACACUCGAGUAAAAGAGGUUCAUACAGCAGUAUUUCUUUUAUCGGUUUAUCCUUUGGAAUCUUACUCAUUUAUUGUCUCGGUUCAGUUUUGCAGUGGCGAAUAGUUGCAGGUCUGAGCAUAAUCAUCCCAGUGGUAUCCGCCUUGAUGCUACUUUACCUACCUGAAAGUCCAGUGUGGUACAUAAGAAACGGUAACCUUGACAAGGCCAGAAAUGCCUGCUUUUGGUUUCGAAGGAAUAUCAGAGAAGCACUCGAAGAAGUUGAUGAGCUCGUCAAGAGAGUCGCCAAUGAAAACAGGGAAAGAGAAGAAAAUCCACGAUCGACACUAGCUAUGUUUUUAAGUCCACAAGUACUAAAACCACUUAUCAUUAUGAACGUAUUGAUUAUGUUUCAAUCGUUAAGUGGUGUUUACUUAUUUGUGUUUUAUGCUGUGGAAAUUAUUUCCGAAAUUGGAAAUAUUGAAAUGAAUCAUUUCUUAGUGGGUGUUAUAACAGCAGCAGUUCGAGUGGCAUUUACAAUAGUGGCCACAAUCUCACUGGCAUUUAUUGGACGUAGACCGAUAGCUAUUACUUCGGCGCUAGGUGCUGGAAUAUCCGCAAUGAGUUUAGGUACAAUAUUGUACUUUUCGCCCAACCCCAACAGUUAUCUGUUAGCGGGCACUCUGCUCUCUUACAUAAGUAGUAGCACGGUAGGAUUGUUAAUACUUCCCGGCAUGAUGUUGGGCGAAAUUUUUCCUGCUAAGGUGAGAGCUCUAUCUGGUAGCAUCUCAUUCAGCAUGUUUAGUGUCUUUACUUUUAUUAUUACAAAGAUGUAUCCCAUACUAAAACAAACUUUUAAGUUUUAUGGUAUGUUUUGGUUUUUCGGUACCAUAUCUUUUCUGGCCGCUGUGUACGUCUACAUAGCCUUGCCAGAAACAAAAGGUAAAACUCUAAAUGACAUUGAGGAUUAUUUCCUAGGCAAUAAUUUCUUAUGGGUAACCAGGAAAACUUCAGGAACUAAUCAAGAACAAACAUAAAUACUUUAUGAACUGUCUAAAUCUCAAUAUGCAAUUCUGUCAAUGUAGUGUACAUGUAUUUCUUGCUGUGCGUUUACGAUUACAAGGGAAAACAAAAUUUAAA
Photinus pyralis (common eastern firefly) is the source of this 1804-nucleotide messenger RNA. Its product is annotated as facilitated trehalose transporter Tret1-like. Gene Ontology annotation, molecular function: transmembrane transporter activity. The record is from RefSeq and is a predicted model, not a curated record. Gene Ontology annotation, cellular component: membrane. The transcript has 7 exons. Gene Ontology annotation, biological process: transmembrane transport. The coding region runs from base 145 to 1701 and encodes 518 amino acids. Lineage: Eukaryota; Metazoa; Arthropoda; Insecta; Coleoptera; Lampyridae.